This is a messenger RNA of Echinococcus granulosus, 1524 nucleotides long. Its product is annotated as Microtubule-associated protein. NCBI's taxonomy places the organism in Eukaryota, Metazoa, Platyhelminthes, Cestoda, Cyclophyllidea, Taeniidae. Gene Ontology annotation, biological process: neuron projection development; microtubule cytoskeleton organization. The transcript has 10 exons. The coding region runs from base 1 to 1524 and encodes 507 amino acids. The record is from RefSeq and is a predicted model, not a curated record. Gene Ontology annotation, cellular component: neuron projection. Gene Ontology annotation, molecular function: microtubule binding.
AUGGGAGCCGCGCGUGCAUGUACUGGCAAACGCGCACGCAGCCAUUCAGGGAUGAUCGAUGUCUCACAUCAGCCAAUAGGAGAGCUCGACUCUGUUAAAACACGUUGUAGACGUGGAGAGAAACAACGCAAGGGCGUAGAGCGUACCGACUAUCGUCGUGGCGAUCGACUUGAGAAGCGGAAGGAGUCUUCUUCCAAGGAAUUAUCAUCUCAUUCACUGGAUAUAUUUUUUUUGCCCACCUCCAAUCCCUCCUUCGCGAUCCGUGCUGAUUUGCUCAUUCGACUGAUGCAUUCACACAAGAUUUGUUCCGUCACUCACGCUCUUAAGCACUACCGAAAGUUGCUCCUGACGCCCCCGUCUCCGACCAUUCAAGCCAUAGCGACAUGUAAUGCCUACACAGAGUACAAGGACCUUCCUCAUUUAGAAAAGAGACCCUAUUUUCCAAUGGAGCCUGUUUCCAGUCCAGCCGAUGUGCCCGCACAGAUGGCGCAGUUGAGUCUCCAAACAAACGGUUCUACUUCUAAUGUUACUGCUGCUGCCACUAAUCCUGUACCUGCUGCCAUUGUUACUCCCAUCACUCCGGUCACAGCUGUCAACAAUAACAGUAGUUCAACUCCACGUACGCGAACUGGCAUUCCACGCUACGCUAUUCCCUAUCGACGGCCCGACAAUAAACCCACCGUGGAUGGUGGAAUUCAAUCUCCAAUCAGUCCUCCUGUUUCUGAGAAGGCCUCCAGUUGUCAGCAGGCCAUGCCACGGGGUAGGAAUGGGUUUCGAACCGAGUCCCUCGGAGAUGACAGUCUUUCUUCGGGCUUCGGUCGUGGCACAUCGCAAAGAUAUGGCAGGGCGGCUUCUGUGGAAAUAUUCCAGAUAGCUGGAAUUGGCUACUUCCAAAUUGCUCGUCUGCGCGACUCAUUCCUGGGACUUUCUGAUCACGUAGGCGGUGCGCAGCUGCACUGGCCACAAGUUAGGCAUUCCAUUCAUGUGCUGGUGGGAAGUGGGAGAAAAACGCACCUGAUGUUGAAGGCCGCGAUGCAGUCGUCCUAUCCUUUACGUGGCGACAGUGAAUCCGAGCACUCUAGUGUGAGAAUCCUGGACACGAAGGUGGAUUUCAGCCAUGCCCAGAGCAAGUGCAAUUCAAAGGCGAAUUUGAAUUACAAGCCGGGCGGUGGCGAUAUCCAAAUUGUCGAAAAAAAGCUGAACUUCAAGGAGAAUAGCAAGCCCCGUGUCAACUCGUUGGCUAAUGCCAGACACACUCCCGGUGGGGGAAAUGUUAAGAUAGAGUCCCGCAAGUUGAAAUUCAAAGAGGCUGCUACUUCGCGAGUGGGCUCCUUACAAAAUGCUUCUCACAAAGCGGGAGGUGGUAACGUCGAGAUUUUCAAUGAAAAGUUGCCAUGGCUGAAGUACAACAAACCAAAUCUGCCACCAGAGGAGAAAGCGAAGAUUAACAAACACACUCCUUUGGCAUCCGAUAGCCCCAAUGAGCCUAUCUACACGUCGCGUCACCCCAGCACAGCAAGCUGA